Prunus armeniaca (apricot) is the source of this 900-nucleotide messenger RNA. The record is from the annotation of a GenBank genome assembly. NCBI's taxonomy places the organism in Eukaryota, Viridiplantae, Streptophyta, Magnoliopsida, Rosales, Rosaceae.
AUGGGAGAAAAAAAAGAUGAAGGGAAGAAGGAAGAAAAAAAAGAGAAAAAAGAUGAAGGCAAAAAGGAAGACACAAAUGAUGAAGAGAAGAAAGAAGAAAAACAAGAUGAAGAAAAGCAUGACGAGGAGGGUAAUGAAGUAGUUGAUUAUUCAAAUGUGGAGGUGCCAUCUUCCUUACAAUCCCUUUGUGGUUAUGUGGAAACUACACUAAAGCCACAGGGGAAGAUCAUGACCUUCAACAUUGAGAAGGAGGUGUUUGGUGCAGAUCGAAGUACCUUCGUCUUGCAUGAAGAUAUUACACAGUUUGCAGGCAUGGAAGAAAUUGGGGCUACUGUGGUUGCAGUAUAUAUGAGGUGCUUAUAUGAUCUUUUGAGAGAAGCAAAUAUGUGCAGCAUGGUUGGCUUUAUCGACCCUGCUCAAGUUAGUGCCAACGCUGGGUCACUAACUGACAGAUCACGAAUUGUAGCCAGUCGACUUCAGAAAACAGAUGGUGAACAGAUUUUCAUGAUGCCUUACAAUCCAGGCCGUCAUUGGGUCUUGCUGAUUGUGAGGGCAAAGAGGGAAACCGUCUAUUUUCUGGAUCCUCUGCCUGGAAAUCGUGUGGUUGAUGAGGAGGGCAAAAACAUCGUGAACAGUGCUUUAAAAAUUUAUAAUUCCCACAUAGGCAGACCAGGCCGUAAAGCACCAAUUUGGAAAACUCUGCCAGGCACACCAAAGCAACCCAGCAGUGUCGAAUGCGGGUAUUAUGUGAUGCGCUUCAUGAGGGACAUCAUCAUGGAUCCUUCCUUGGAGUUUGAGAAGAAGUUUGCCAAGGGAAAAGAUCAAGCGCCAUACCCCCAAGCAGCCAUUGAUGAAGUCAGGAAAGAAUGGGCAGAGUUUGUUUGCCUUCAUAUGGAUUAG